Coffea arabica (coffee) is the source of this 441-nucleotide messenger RNA. RefSeq lists its product as uncharacterized. The record is from RefSeq and is a predicted model, not a curated record. NCBI's taxonomy places the organism in Eukaryota, Viridiplantae, Streptophyta, Magnoliopsida, Gentianales, Rubiaceae.
AUGAAGGUUUUGGCAUGGAACUACCAAGGUGCUGGGAGAUCCUUGACAAUACCCAGUCUCAAGGAGGGUGGAAGAGCAAGAGAAAGCUGGUCCUUUCGAAAGUUCAAAAUUUUCAUUUCGAGAAAUGAGCUCAUUGACCUUGGUUUUGAAGGAUUGCCUUGGAAUUGGAGUAAUAAUUGGAGCAUUGGUGAAGAGAUUAAGGAAAGAUUAGAUAGAACUCCAACAAGUGUGGAGUGGAAUAGAAACAACAGCGGAGCAAAUUUGAUGCACAUACAGACUGUAGCUUCUGACCAUGCUAUGCUUCUAAUGGAUACCAGACCGGAAAGGAAUAAAUGGAAAAGGCGAUUCCAAUUUGAUGCAAGAUGGUUGCAGUACCCUGAAGUGGAAAAGGUGGUAGAUUCUGCAUGGGAUAAACAACAAAUGGCAUCUAGGGGUACAUAA